ACCUGCGGCUUUCUAUCGCCUACUAAAAGGGUUGAAAUACGACCAAUCCCACCAAGGACUGAGCAUACAACUUGAAGACUAGACUUGAAUAUCACACCAUGGUCGCUCCUACACGGCCACCGCGAAAUGCCUUCAACGCCUUUAUGAGGAAGAUAUACAACCCCCUCGGCUUCAGCAAAGCAUAUAACUUCGUGCUCUGGUUUAUAUUCGCUGGCGCACUCACAGGCUUUGUCCUCGCCCGAUUUAUGUACCUGAACUUCUCCACAAACUUUUGUCCCAAAGGCGGUCCAAGCGAAAGCGGCAACAGCGCCGCACCCGGAGAAUGCUACUACUACCUCAACUUCACCCGCUACAAGGUCGGCAUAAUCCUCCACCUGGCAGGCGUCCUACCCGCUUGUCUGCUCGCCGUUAUGCAAUUCACGCCGUUCAUCCGGCACCGCUGGAUCAUCGUCCAUCGCAUUACUGGGUACUUCGCUGUCCUGCUCUACACAAUCAGUUUGGUUGGGGCCCUAAUGAUCGCACGACACGCCUUUGGCGGAGGAAUGGACGUUCAAGUCUGGAUCGGCUUCGUCGGCAUCGGCGUACUCGUCUGUUUUAUAAUCUCAUAUAUCAACAUAAAGAGACUACAGAUUGAGCAACACCGAGCCUGGAUGCUUAGGGGGUGGUUUUACGCUGGAGCCAUCAUAACCAAUCGAAUCAUCCUCAUCCUCGCCACCAUAAUCAUCAAGAACCAGGGUUACUAUACUGUCUGGCCGUGCGCGAAGAUCGAGGCAACACUCCCAAGCCCCCACCUCCUCCUAAACCGGUACCCUACCUGCGCAGCGUACGCCAACGGCACAAGCCCGGACCAGGUAGCACUCGUAGCGGCUACUUUCGGCGAAGGCGAUGCGACAAACACUGGCGCGGCGCUAAACAUCAACUUCGGUAUGGCGCUAUGGCUUGCGUUCGCAAUCCAUGCGCUGGGUGUUGAGGUCUAUCUACAUCUUACGCCCAAGGAGGCCCAGCGGCUGAGGCAAGUCAGCUACCAGCGGCAACUUGAAGCUGGGAUGAAGAAUCCUGGUUCCGCGGGUCUGACUGCUAAUCGAUUGGGAGAUGCUGACGAAUGGGUCCCGGAAGCGACCAGGAAGGAAAGUGCGAACACGUUGCUGGUUAGUCGCGAGAGGGUGCGAGGUUAGAGUUGACGAAGUGGCACGGUUGAUUUUUAGCGUUUGCAUUUGGUAUUGCAUCGUAGCGCAUAGCAAGGCGUUUGGUUCUGAUUAUUUCGCAUGGUGUUACUAGUAUAUCACUAUCGAGAGUAGUCAUCAAUAGCCAUAUACUCAAUUUGGGAAGGGGCGAAGCUGUAUGAGGUAAUUGGAAGUAGAAGUAGCAUCUAGUGAGAGUAGGAGUUUGAU
Molecule: messenger RNA, 1391 nt
Organism: Cucurbitaria berberidis CBS 394.84
Lineage: Eukaryota; Fungi; Ascomycota; Dothideomycetes; Pleosporales; Cucurbitariaceae
Exons: 2
Coding region: 99-1175 (358 amino acids)
Source: RefSeq, a predicted model, not a curated record